UGCGCCGCCGGCCCCGCCCGCCGCCGCCAUGGCCGGUAAGCCCCGCAGCGGCUGCGAGGCGCUCCGGGUGGUGGCCCGGUGCCGGCCCAUGAGCCGGCGGGAGGAGGCGGCGGGAUACGAGCGCGUCCUGGAGCUGGACGUGAAGCUGGGCCAGGUGAGCAUCCGCAACCCCCGCGCCGCCCCCGGGGAGCUGCCCAAGACCUUCACCUUCGACGCCGUGUACGAUGCCAGCUCCAAGCAGGCCGACCUCUACGAUGAGACGGUGCGGCCGCUCAUUGACUCGGUGCUGCAGGGCUUCAAUGGCACCGUCUUCGCCUAUGGCCAGACCGGCACCGGCAAGACCUACACCAUGCAGGGCGCCUGGGCGGAGCCGGAGAAGCGCGGCAUCAUCCCCAGCGCCUUCGAGCACAUCUUCACCCACAUCUCCCGCUCACAGAACCAGCAGUACCUGGUGAGGGCCUCGUACCUGGAGAUCUACCAGGAGGAGAUCAGGGACCUCCUCGCCAAGGACCAGAGCAAGAAGCUGGAGCUGAAGGAGAACCCCGAGACCGGGGUGUACAUCAAGGACCUCUCCUCCUUCGUGACCAAGAACGUCAAGGAGAUCGAACACGUGAUGAACCUGGGCAGCCAGACGCGCUCCGUGGGCAGCACCAACAUGAACGAGCACAGCUCGCGCUCCCACGCCAUCUUCCUCAUCACCAUCGAGUGCAGUGAGACGGGGCCGGACGGUGAGGAGCACAUCCGCGUGGGCAAGCUCAACCUCGUGGACCUGGCCGGCAGCGAGCGCCAAAAUAAAAUGGGGGCCCACGGAGAGCGCCCCAAGGAAGCCUCCAAGAUCAACCUCUCCCUCUCAGCCCUGGGCAAUGUCAUCUCGGCCCUGGUGGACGGCCGGAGCACGCACAUCCCCUACCGGGACUCCAAGCUCACCCGCCUGCUGCAGGACUCCCUCGGGGGCAACGCCAAGACAAUCAUGGUGGCCACCUUGGGCCCGGCCUCCCACAGCUACGACGAGAGCCUCUCCACCCUCAGGUUUGCCAACAGGGCCAAGAACAUCAAGAACAAGCCCCGGGUGAACGAGGACCCCAAGGACACCUUGCUGCGGGAGUUUCAGGAGGAGAUAGUCCGGCUGAAAGCCCAGCUGGAGAAACGUGGGAUGCUGGGGAAGAAGAGGAGAAGGAGCAGCCGGAGGAAGAAAGCGAUGGAUGGAGAGGGCACCGUGGACAAUGAAGGGGAGGACGAGAAUGAGGAUGGCCUGGAGAAGAACAUGGAGAAUUACUUGAAGGAGCAGAAGGAGAGGCUGGAAGAGGAGAAAGCCGCUAUCCAGGAUGACCACAGCCUGGUGAGCGAGGAGAAGCAGAAGCUGCUCCAGGAGAAGGAGAAGAUGAUAGAGGACCUGCGGAAGGAGCAGGAGGCCACGGAGCUGCUGGCCAUCAAGUACAAGGCGAUGGAGAGCAAGCUGCUCAUCGGGGGCAGGACCAUCGUGGACCACACCAACGAGCAGCAGAAGAUGCUGGAGCUGAGGCGGCAGGAAAUCGCCGAGCAGAAACGCCGGGAGCGCGAGAUGCAGCAGGAGAUGCUGCUGCGGGACGAGGAGACCAUGGAGCUGCGGGAGACCUACACGUCCCUGCAGCAGGAGGUGGAGAUCAAAACCAAGAAGCUCAAGAAGCUCUACGCCAAGCUCCAGGCCGUGAAGGCUGAGAUCCAGGACCAGCACGACGAGUACAUCCGUGUGCGCCAGGACCUGGAGGAGGCCCAGAACGAGCAGACACGAGAGCUGAAGCUCAAGUACUUGAUCAUCGAGAACUUCAUCCCUCCCGAGGAGAAGAACAAGAUCAUGAACCGCCUGUACUUCGACAGCGACGAGGACCAGUGGAAAUUCCAGCCACUGGUUCCCACUGGAGGGAACAGCUCCCAGAUGAAGAGGCGCCCGACCUCUGCCGUGGGCUACAAAAGGCCCAUCAGCCAAUACGCCCGGGUGGCCAUGGCCAGGAGAUCCCACCCCCGCUUCCGGGCUGAGAACAUCAUGUUCCUGGAGCUGGACCUGUCUCCCCCGGCCAUCUUCGAGUUCGAGCGCAGCAGGGACCCGGCCGAGCAGGACCCGCGGGCGCUGCACCUGGAGAGGCUGAUGCACCUGGACAGCCUCCUGGAGCGGCCGGCGGCCUCCCGCGUGCGCAAGUCCCGCUCCUGGUGCCAGACGCCACGGUCGCUGCCGUCCUCCACCACCCACGUGUCCCUCGCCUCCAGCUCCCCGUGCGCUGCCCCGCUGCCGGCCCACGAGUGACGGCCUGGACGCCUCGUCCCGGACUGAGCCCCCGAGGGCCGAGGGGGGCCCGGCCCAGCGGCCCCAGCUCAUCCUUGUCCUCAGCUACUUUGUGUGUGUUUGUGCGAGACACGAACGGCCCCGGGCCAGGGUGGCUGCCCCUCCCUCCCUCCCCCCCCUCCCUCCCUUCCUCUCUUCCUUCCUCUGCCCCCCCAUCCGGAUCUGUCACUUUAUUUAUUUAACCUAUUUAUUUAUGGAGUGGGUGACGCGCGGAGGCGGGAUUUGCACUCGGACUGAUGAACAUCCAGGCUGGCAGUGGGCACCGUGCUGACCACCCCGGGUUUGCCCAGCUCCCAGCCCUCCCCGCACUGCCUGGCACAGGGCUGGGCACAGGGACACCGCCAGGACGCUGCUCCAUCCAGGCAGGAGCAGCACGGGCCCCUCUCCAGGGGCUUUGGCAGAAGCUGAGGCCACCCUGGCCCCAGUGCUGGCUUUGCUUUGCUGGAUCCCAGGGAAUUUGGAGAUCUCUGCGUGGAUUGGGAGACUUUGUGGUGGCAGCACCGUGUCACAGUCCCCCAGCGGGACUCCCCAGCCUGCAUCAACACUGGUGGCAGCAGGGACACCUCACCGACUCUGGGCAUGGCUGUCACGCCAGGAGCACCAGCUCCAGCCACAGGGCUUGCAGAGUCACCAGACCAAGUCACCCAAAGCCGAGGGCUUUGUCCACCUGUGCCACGCUCUGGAGAUACUCUGGAGACAGCCCCUGCCAAGGUUCCCGAUGCCCGGCUCGCUCCCGUCCCCGAGCGUGGGUGUGCACCUUGUGCACCUCCUGACAACAGCAAGAGGAGGGAACCUCCACCGCCUUCCAGCGCCCCUCCAAAGACACGCUCAGCCUGGGAGCAGCCCUGCCUGCGGAACUCCGGGCUGAGAGAGGCUCCAUCCUGCAGCUUAAGGCAACGGAGAAAUGUGGGACAAGGAGGUGACGCCCAGGGCAGCGAUGGCAUCGCUGUCCCCAGACAAUGGCACACAGAGGUCACCUCUGUCACCUCCUGGUUGGGACAAACUUCCUGGUGGGUUGUGGAGGAUUGGAUGUGAAAAGGUGAUGGGUAAGAGGGGGAAGCCAGGAGGACUCUGGGGGUUGAAUCCUGCCCCAGCAGCCACAGGCACGGGGGCAGUGCUCGGUGUUCCUGCGGGAUGCAGCUUUCGGAUGGAGGGAAGUUGCUGAAGACCCGUCCUGGCAGUGCCAGGCCAGCAGGUGCAGUGUCCCUGGGAUGGUGGAGGUGGGGACAUCCGUGUGUUUGAUGAGAUCCUUAUGGGGUGAGGGAGCGACCCUUGGCUCUCCUGGGAGGAGAUGGGUCAGCACAGGGCUGGACAGAGAGGAUUGCAGGUGGGGAGUGUCCUCUGGCAGCAAAGGGAAUUCCUUCACAGAAUGGAUGAGGUUGGAAGCGACCCUGGAGCUCAUCCAGUCCCCUGGAGCACAUUACUCAGGGUUGUGUCCAGAUAGGUUUGGAAUCUCCCCAGGGAAGGAGGCUCCAGGACUGCUCUGGGCAGGCUGUUCUUCGCUGUUGGACUGAGCCCUGCUGCCCUCACUGGCUCCUGCACUCAGGACAGGGGUGAGGGAGCGAGGCCCAUGGGAACAUGCAGAGGGAACCAGGAGCUGUGCCGAGCUCAGAGCCAGGCAGGUCCCGCAGCUGCCGUGUCCCAUCCACGCGUGGCUGUGCUGGGCCGUCUGCUGCCCUUCCCCGACACAUCCCGGCACUGCCUCGGGGGAUCCUGUCCCCUUCCCCUCUAACACUGUCCUGCCUCGAGCUCUCUCCAUCAUUGCUCUCUGCCCCCACCUUCCCUUUCCCAUCUGUGCCCCAUAACACCCUCUCUCCCUCCGAAACAUUUGUCCCCUUCUCCCCUUGCCUGGCACCUGGCUCCGAGGCUCCUUGGGAAGCUGUAGCUUGCUCUGAGGCCUGAGCUCCCUCCCUCUGGAAGCAGCCAGGUCUGGGCUGUGCUCAGCCUGGGGAGGAGGGAGCAGGGGGAAGGUGUUUGAGGAUUGACAGAGGGGUUCCUUCCAUGGUGUGGGGUGAGCUCUGUCCACAGGUACCCCCAGCAGCCAGGGGUGUCCGAGGGCAUCCCCCAGAGCGAGCUGGCCCUGUGAAACCAUCCAAGGCCAGGCUGGACAGGGCUUACAGCAGCCUGGGACAGUGGGAGGUGUCCCUGCCCGUGGCAGGGGGUGGAACUGGAUGAGCUUUAAAGUCCCUUUCAGCCAAAACCAGACUGCGAUUCCCUGAUUCUAUGAAACACAGUGGGUGGGAGAGCUGGUUCUUUAUUUAAUUUCCAGGAAAGAGUCUGGGAGUCAGGGUCAGGAAGCACAGCCUGAGAAUGGGGAGAAGCCUGGGGGGCCUGCAGGAAUAGGUUUUCCUCCCUUCCUUGUUUUCUAGCAGUCCCAGUUCCCCUUCAGUGGAUCAGCAGCUCAUGGAGCCCCAAAGUGAUGAAGCAGUGACCUUCUCUUGCCUCCUUUCUCACCCAGAGUGUGGGAAACAGCUCAGGAGCUGAGGGUGUCCUCAUCCCCCGGCUUGCCCCAGGCCAUGGAGCAUCCCGGGAAGGGUGGCUGUGCCCCAGGGAAGGGUGGCUGUGCCCCGGGAAGGGUGCCUGUGCCCGGGAAGGGUGCCUGUGCCCCAGGGAAGGGUGGCUGUGCCCAGGGAAGGUGGCUGUGCCCGGGAAGGGUGGCUGUGCCCCGGGAAGGGUGGCUGUGCCCAGGGAAGGGUGCCUGUGCCCGGGAAGGGUGGCUGUGCCCCGGGAAGGGUGGCUGUGCCCCAGGGAAGGGUGGCUGUGCCCGGGAAGGGUGGCUGUGCCCCAGGGAAGGGUGCCUGUGCCCGGGAAGGGUGGCUGUGCCCCGGGAAGGGUGGCUGUGCCCAGGGAGGGGUGCCUGUGCCCAGGGAAGGGUGCCUGUGCCCAGGGAGGGUGGCUGUGCCCCGGGAAGGGUGGCUGUGCCCAGGGAGGGGUGCCUGUGCCCCGGGAAGGGUGGCUGUGCCCGGGAAGGGUGGCUGUGCCCAGGGAGGGGUGGCUGUGCCCCGGGAAGGGUGGCUGUGCCCGGGAAGGGUGGCUGUGCCCGGGAAGGGUGGCUGUGCCCCGGGAAGGGUGCCUGUGCCCGGGAAGGGUGGCUGUGCCCGGGAAGGGUGGCUGUGCCCAGGGAAGGGUGCCUGUGCCCCAGGGAAGGGUGCCUGUGCCCAGGGAAGGGUGCCUGUGCCCAGGGAAGGGUGGCUGUGCCCAGGGAAGGGUGCCUGUGCCCCAGGGAAGGGUGCCUGUGCCCAGGGAAGGGUGCCUGUGCCCCAGGGAAGGGUGCCUGUGCCCAGGAAGGGUGGCUGUGCCCGGGAAGGGUGCCUGUGCCCCAGGCUGCUUUCCCACAGCAUCCAUUGGUUGUCCCGGUGCCAUGGCAAGGGACGGGCCCGGGCCCAGCUCCAGCAGGUGGUCACGGUGGGAUGCUCUGGAAGCCCUUCCAGCAGAGCACAGGACGGGUGCGGGAGCCCCCAGCGCAGGGGAUGGAUGAGGCACUUCCAACAUCCAAGUGCCGCUUGCACCGCCGGCGUCCGGGAGCCUCCCGAGCUCUCCCUCCACUUCCGGCGCUGCCGAGGAGCUUUCCCAGCACAGACUGGGAGGGCUGGGAGCACUCGGGGUGUCGCUGGUCCCCGGUGUGUGUCUGUGGCGUUCGGUGUCCGUGUGUCGCACCGGGGCUGUUCCUCGGGGACUGGGGCUGGGCCGGGCGCGGCCCGCGGGGCUGGGCUGGGGCUUCCUUUCGUUGUUGUUGAACUGUUCUUUUGGGGUUCAGGUUUGGCCGUUUUUCCGCGGGGAGGGGGGUGCGGGUCUGUUCCGGGUUCAUGGACAAGGUGAGGGCCUCGAUUAGGACCAAAUUUUCGUGCCUGUUGCUCUGGUGAUUUAUUUAGAAAUCAAAAGUUUACUGUCUGGUGGCCCAUCCUUGUCACUCUAUACAUAGGAAUAUACAGGACAUAUAUAAAUAUAUAUAUAUUAUACAUAGUGUCUGGAGAGAGGCCGUUCCUGGUGGGACGGACACUCCUCACUGUGCUGUAAUGUAGCUUCGACCCCGUGCUGGGAGCGCCCAGGGAGCGCCAGCGCCCUCCAGGAUGGCAACGACACAAUAAAGGAAUGAGCAUCA
This is a messenger RNA of Corvus hawaiiensis (hawaiian crow), 6422 nucleotides long. It is a transcript of the gene KIF3C, whose product is annotated as kinesin family member 3C. NCBI's taxonomy places the organism in Eukaryota, Metazoa, Chordata, Aves, Passeriformes, Corvidae. The record is from RefSeq and is a predicted model, not a curated record. The transcript is spliced from 11 exons. Gene Ontology annotation, molecular function: microtubule motor activity; microtubule binding; ATP binding. The coding region runs from base 29 to 2281 and encodes 750 amino acids. Gene Ontology annotation, biological process: microtubule-based movement.